AUGUCUGGAAUCCAUCGUCUUCUUCGCAAAGGCAACUACGCUGAGAGAGUUGGUGCCGGAGUUCCAGUUUACUUGGCAGCUGUCAUGGAGUACUUGGCUGCUGAAGUUCUCGAGUUGGCAGGUAACGCUGCUCGUGAUAACAAGAAUACCAGAAUUAUCCCACGUCACUUGCAACUUGCCAUCAGAAACGACGAGGAGUUGAACAAGCUUCUGUCUGGAGUUACCAUCGCCCAUGGUGGUGUCCUGCCUAAUAUCCAGGCUGUUCUUUUGCCUAAGAAUACCGAGAAGAAGGCUUAA
This is a messenger RNA of Belonocnema kinseyi, 297 nucleotides long. Its product is annotated as histone H2A-like. Gene Ontology annotation, cellular component: nucleosome. NCBI's taxonomy places the organism in Eukaryota, Metazoa, Arthropoda, Insecta, Hymenoptera, Cynipidae. Gene Ontology annotation, molecular function: protein heterodimerization activity; DNA binding; structural constituent of chromatin. The record is from RefSeq and is a predicted model, not a curated record. Bases 1 to 297 code for a protein of 98 amino acids. The transcript has a single exon.